GGCUGCAGAGGUGCGAAAUGCUGCGAAGAAGCCUUCCAAGAUACCAAUGCUCCCCGAGCCUGGUGCUGCGCGGGAGCCCCUCUUCACGUUUACCUCUGCUUAAUGAUGCAGAAGAUGGAAGGGUUUCUGCCUUGCGACAAGGGCACAAAACAACGCGUCGGAGAGAUGGCGCUCGGUGCAGCGCAUCUGAGAAACGGCAUUUCCAGCUCUACACCUUUUUGUCAAAAACUACUUCCCAAGUUUCCCAGAGACAGACGCAUCACCAAUUGAAGGAUAAGCAGCUUUCAGAUGUCGCUUGUGGGUCGCCUGCACGCUCUACCUUGGCUUGGGCCGAUGUGCCGAAUGCCGAGCGCGUCAGUAAUGCUGCUUUCGGUUUUGCGGGCGAGAUGUGUCGCUCCCCUGGCUUGUCAGGCGCAAGAAGAGUACGACUUGAGCACAGUCGCCUGCCAUUUGUAUCAGGACCCCAACAGCUCAAAAUAAUCGCUUCUCAAAGGCACUACUCUUCGCAAUCAGACUCCUCAAACAACGGCAACGAUGCCCCGCCACCUCUUCAUCUUGCCCAUCGCAUGGCCGAAGCAGCGGCGACCUCAUUCGCGUCUAUAUUGGUGCUGGCCGUCGGCUUCGCCAUUGCCGGAUACGCCUAUCACAAGUCAUACAAGGCCAUCGUUCUCAAAAAGAUGGCCAAUGCUUUUGAACCUGGCGACCCAGUCCUUGAGCUUGCUGCGAUGGGCAAAGGAAUGCCUUACCCGCUCAUCCACGGCCACCACCCAGACGGUAGCGAAAUUGGCUCGCACUAUUGGGUAGCUCGACCGGAGCAGGAAAAGGUUGAUGCUAUUGUGGCUGGUCGCAUUAGUGGACACUAUCAUCUCUUGAUUGGAGAAAAAGGCACCGGGAAGACGAGCAUGCUCCUCGAAGCGAUGCGUAAGAUUGACGGGGAAGGUAUCGCCAUGCUUGACUGCCACGCGGAUCUCGAGUUGUUCCGCAUACGCUUGGGCAAAGCCCUCGACUAUGAGUACCACGAGGAUUACAUUGGUGGAUACUUCAACGAGCGAGGACCAAGGGACACCACAGCAUUGCUUGACAUCGAACGUGCUCUCAACAAGCUCGAAAAGGUUGCCAUGAAGCGGCGGAAGACGAAGCCAGGUCGACCCCUUGUGCUUAUCAUCAACCAGAUGCAUUUGCUCCGUGACGACGAGGAUGGCAAAGACUUGUUGGAACUUCUGCAGCAGCGAGCAGAGCAAUGGGCGGCAGCGAACUUGGUCACCAUGGUAUUCAAUUCGGAUGAUUACUGGGUUUACGAGCGGUUCAAGCAGCUUGCUACACGCAUGGAGGUUCUAGCUGUUCAGGACUUACCCAAGGCACAGGCUACAGACGCUAUGAAGAAGUACCGACUAAGGUACCAUGCACAGGAGAUCGAUGAUGCCACUGCCGACAGUAUCUACGGACAAGUUGGCGGCCGAUUGACCUUCCUCCAUCGCGUCGCCAAGAGCAAUAACAUGCUAGAAACUUGUCGCAAACUUAUCCAGAUUGAGAAGACUUGGUUCCUCAACCAAUGUUGGAUCCUUGGCUCGACAAUGGAUGACGACGUAAUGGACCAGCAGAAAUGGGCGGCUGCUGCCAUGGUACUUGCUCUUGCUCUUGUCGACAAAGAAACCGAGAUGGAGAAUACUUACGACCCUGUCAAGGGUCAUGUGCUGCCGUCAUUUCCAGUUCAUGAGGCACAGGAGAUAAUGACGCGAGCCGACUUCGUCCGUGACUUUGACCGACGUAACCUUUUCGCCAUCACGAGUUCCGCCGACGUUCGUGCUUCGUCAGUCCCGAUGCACAUCGCCUUCAAAGAGAUUUGCUCGCAACCCGGAUUCCGAGAACACCUCGCCGCGACCAACAAGCGUAUCGCCGACAUUGAGAGCUUGGGCCGCACAAGGGAAUUGCAAGCCAAGGAUCUCUUCCUUGGUGGCAAGUACGAAAUUACCCAAAAGAAGGGGAUGACUGUUGUGGAGCUGAAGGGAAUCGAGCCGGAUGGAUCUCCGUCUGACCCAGAAGAUGCAGCACCUUAGUAACUCAAGCUCAUCCAUGCACCUCUUGGCCACCAUUUUCCUUUGUCUUUUUGUCCAACCAUAUGUCUCAUGUACCACCACGCUUGUAUAUCUCGGAGUUGAUGGCUUAUCCUCGGUAGACCUAGACAGAUCGAUCUCGUGAUGCCCAUUUUCAAUUCUCAGCCAAUGGUCG
Molecule: messenger RNA, 2229 nt
Organism: Pyricularia grisea
Lineage: Eukaryota; Fungi; Ascomycota; Sordariomycetes; Magnaporthales; Pyriculariaceae
Exons: 3
Coding region: 18-2057 (679 amino acids)
Source: RefSeq, a predicted model, not a curated record